Molecule: messenger RNA, 3481 nt
Organism: Chiroxiphia lanceolata (lance-tailed manakin)
Lineage: Eukaryota; Metazoa; Chordata; Aves; Passeriformes; Pipridae
Gene: B3GALNT1
Product: beta-1,3-N-acetylgalactosaminyltransferase 1 (globoside blood group)
Exons: 2
Coding region: 267-1253 (328 amino acids)
Cellular component (GO): membrane
Molecular function (GO): N-acetyl-beta-D-glucosaminide beta-(1,3)-galactosyltransferase activity
Source: RefSeq, a predicted model, not a curated record
GAACAAAUGACUUGGUUCGUUUGCAUCUUACAAAAUGACCUGAUUUAAGGGAUUUAAACACUUCUCACCUAUUUCGUUUCCAGGUGCUCAACUCCACCUUUCUCAUUGUUCAACAGCCACAUUUCUGAGCUGAACAACCCUGAGCAAAUAAAAAAAAUAAUAAAAUGCUGCAGAGUCAUAUCUCGGAAGCAUCUGCAGCAAGAAAGAUGCCUCAAGACUCGUGCAGUGGAUUCUGAAGGUCACCAGUGCACUUCCACGGAUAGACCAUGACACUUAUUCCAGUGGGUGCCACUUACAGGAGGCCCUUGAAGUGGGUUUUUGUGUUUCUCCUGGUGUUUUCCAUGGUAACAAUGUUGUACAUAACCUUUCCUUCCAACGCUGUGCUUGAGAAGGUGAACCUGAUGUAUUUUUAUGAGUAUGAACCCGUUUACAAGCAGAACUACCUGUUCACGCUGCGGGAGCGCUGGAAGUGCCGGGACAUCCACCCAUUCCUGGUCAUCCUGGUGUCUUCCAGGCCGAAGGAGGUGAAGGCCAGGCAGGCCAUCAGGAUAACGUGGGGCUCUCGGAGCUCCUGGGGGAGCCACCGAGUCCUGACCCUGUUCUUGCUGGGGCAGGACACCCAGAGGGGAGACAACGCGGCAGAACUGUCGGUGGAGGACGAGAGCAUCCUCUAUGGAGACAUCAUCCAGCAGGAUUUCGUGGACACCUACGACAACCUCACCCUGAAGACCAUCAUGGGGUUCCAAUGGGUCUCCGAGUUCUGCCCCAGCACCAGGUUCCUCAUGAAGACUGACAGUGAUGUCUUCAUCAACACCCCCAACCUGGUGAAGUUCCUGCUGCAGCGGAAUUCCUCGGAGACCCUUUUCACUGGUUACCCCCUCAUCAACAACUUUGCCUACAGGGGCUCUGACAAAACCAGAUCCAUCUCCUACCAGGAAUACCCCUUCAGGUUGUACCCUCCCUACUGCAGUGGGUUGGGCUAUGUCCUGGAUGGAAAGCUGGCCCUGAGGAUUUAUGAGCUGAUGAGCCACGUCAAACCCGUGAAAUUUGAGGAUGUUUAUGUUGGAAUUUGCUUAAAUAUUCUUAAAGUCAACGUCAGUGUUCCAGAAGAUGCAGAACAGUUCUUCCUGUAUAAAGUUAAUUUUGAUGUCUGUAAGUACAGGCAUCUGAUUGCAGUUCAUGGCCUUGCACCGAGUGAACUCAUCCAGUCUUGGCAGGAUUUGUCAUCCAGCAAUUCCGUGACUUGCCUUUGAUUCUGGAUUAACACACAAACUGAAAAACCUGUUUGGUGUAAAAACAACAUUUAAAGGGCAGGGAAAUGCAAACCAAAAGCAGUUCUAGAGAUGCCUUUGACAACACUGCAGUGGCAGCAUUUCCCUGGAACAUCCCAGUAGUCUUAAAUAAAAAUACCAGGAAUUCACAAAGCACUUUUCCACGUGGGUAUCCCACACACUCAGGGUACUUUGGAAUGCUCAGGGUACUUUGGAAUGCUCUGUCCCAUCUGGCUCUGACACCUCCCCACACGGUCAGCUACAGGGAUUUCUGUCUGAAUCUUCUGGAAUGGAUGAAAAGUCACCAAGGAAUAAUGUUUAUGCCAAGAAACCAGCUUUAAGGAUGCUUCCCAAAUUCCUGCCUGGAUUGAUUUUAUGGUUUUAUGGCCACUCUCCAUUAUUUAUUCUCUGCCUAGUGUGAAGCAAAACAACCUUCUUUCUGUGUCUCACCUCUGUGACCCUUCUGAGAGUGUCACACCUGGGUGUUUAAAUGUAUCACCUCUGUCAGGCUUCCGAGAACAUUCCAAGCCCGUGGGAUCUGCAGGAGCUGAUGGGAAAUUCUGGGAAAGUGGGGCACUUUUUGUGUGUGUCUCUACAGACAUAAAAUAGAAUGGCUUUGGCGUCUUUGACAGUGUUCCCAGACUCCUGGAGGGCAGGUGGAGUUCACUGAUUAUGAGACAUCCCAAAACCACUGGGAUAAUCAACCUCCGUAUAUAAACAUCUCUCUGUGUGUACUGAUGCAUCCCAAGAGCUUUGGAAGCCACAGGGAAGAUGAAAGCAGAAUAAUUUCUCCUGUGAUUUAUGUCUGCUUUUCUCAAUUAGUUUCCUUCCCCCACAUUUUAAAACGCGAAAAAGGAAGAAACCCCCGAUAUUUAAAUUUAAAGAAGACAAACUCUGCCCUGUGUGUAAAGACCAGUUUUUAAUCACUUUAUUCAUAUCAGCAAGGCCCAGUUUUCAGUAGUUUACACUUCUAAGAGACAACAAUACAGAAUUUUGCAAUUGCAUGAACAUAAUUAAUCUGGACACAUCCACUACACGGGGAGGAGACUACGGUGACAUCCUGUCCAUGGAGCAGCUCCUGUUCCCAGGGAUUUUGCCUGGCAGAAUUCCACAGUGUCUCCUAGAGACAAACCACAAGAGGUGCAGAAACCUCCAGGACCACGGGGGGAGGUUUCAGCAGUGCCUUCAUUCCCUUGUGGUCAGGAUUGAGUUUGGCUCUUUUCCAACAGCUGCACGUGGGGUUCGGGUGGGAUCGGAGGACGGGUUAUUUUUUUAGGUAUAAAAGUGAGGUUUUGGGGACAACACUCUCUAGACAAGAUGUCAGUGUUCUAAGGAUGGAUGUUAAGCUCAAAGUUUUUAAAAAAUAAGAGGUGUUUUUUAUUUUUGUUAAAUAGCUGAAGAUACAGAAUUGGGUAAGUGAGGGAAGGAUGCUCUUGUAUUUCCAGAAACAGGUACGACUACAGCUGUGCCACGGGUUUAGGAUCUGGGAUUUGAUUGUUCUGUGGGCAGAUCCUGAGAGCUCUGUGAGAAAUAUUUGCCUUGUUCCAUGAUUGUUCUUACAUCUCAGAACCCAAACCCCUCUGUUUUUUAGAAGCCUGCCAUGUCACGUGUUCAGAAAUAAAUUAUUUGCCACAAGAACACUGAUACUACAGCACAGUUUUUAUUACUUCCCCCCUCCCCCCCCCAAAAAAAAUGUAAUUAUGACUCUGCAGGCUUCAGAAAAUAGAUAAAGCAGAGAGUGGUCCUGGUGAGGGAGAAAGGAGAGUCACAGAGGACCAGAAACACACCCCAUCACCUGCCAGUAUUUGGGGUUUCUGGGCCCCAAGUACUGACACUGCUCAACAAACAAAGGUUUGUACACAGUGAUCAGUUUGAAAUUAAUUGUCAUCUACAGUGACAGCAACUCUGCAACGAAUCCCACUGGAAAAUGAGUCCUGGUUUUCUGAAAAAAACCCUCCUUUCCAAAUCUGAUUUGUGUUUGAGUCUGACCUUAUUAUUGCUUAAAAGGCUGGAAAAUUCCUAACUGUAAAAUUCCUAACUAAGCUCCUGUUUCUGCUUAAAGCAGUGAUUAGGGAAGUUUUUAGCAUGAGCAGCCAUGCAAGAGGUGAAAAACCUUCAGACCAUGAGCUAAUCUAAGAAUUGAACUCAGGGGUGGGCCCAAAUUUUAUUGCACCUGCCUAAAAUAUUGUAUUAAAAAUGCCUAAAAUUUU